AUGUCUGCCCUGCCCCUAACCAGUCCUCCGCCCCCCACUUCCUUCCUUGUCCUCACCUAUCCUGCUCCCCGAGUUGUCAUGAUGAGGAUGAACCGCGAGAAGGACCUCAAUUGCACAUCCGCCUCGGCAGUCCUGGAGAUGACAGCGGUGUUCAGAUGGUUUGACGCAGAGCCAAGCCUGACAGUGGCAAUAUUGACUGGGACUGGCCGCGCUUUCUCCACCGGGGCAGAUCUCAAAGAGUGGAACGCAAAGGUCGCCGAAGCAGUUGCACAAGGCAAAGAGACGGCUAAUCUAGGUCCCGGCAACGUUCCAGGAGUCGAAGCAUUGAGCAAUCGACGUGGCAAGAAGCCGAUCAUCGCUGCAGUCAAUGGCUUAGCACUGGGAGGCGGCUGCGAGUCUGCCAUCAACUGUGAUCUGCUCUUGGCGAGCGAGCGAGCCACCUUUGGCUUGGUAGAGAUUCAACGUGGGUUGGCUGCCUACUCUGGAGCUCUCCCCAGACUCAUCCGCACGCUUGGACUACAGCGCGCAUCCGAGUUCGCAUUGACAGGUCGAACGAUUUCCGCGCAAACAGCCUACGACUGGGGUCUUGUCAACAAGGUUGUACCACACGAGCAAUUGGAGCACGAAGCGAUCAAGUGGGCGAGCGAGAUUGGUGAUAUGUCUCCAGACUCGGUCAUAUGUACAAGAGCCAUGCUACGAGAAGGAUGGACAACGGCAGAUGUUGUAGAAGCGACCAAUAUCAGCAACGGGCGCCAGUGGGAAGAGCUGCAAAGAGGUGACAACAUGCGGGAAGGGCUUACAGCGUUUCGUGAGAAGCGGAAGCCUGUGUGGCAGGCAUCACGAUUGUAG
Fulvia fulva is the source of this 849-nucleotide messenger RNA. RefSeq names its product Mevalonyl-coenzyme A hydratase sidH. Bases 1 to 849 code for a protein of 282 amino acids. The record is from RefSeq and is a predicted model, not a curated record. NCBI's taxonomy places the organism in Eukaryota, Fungi, Ascomycota, Dothideomycetes, Mycosphaerellales, Mycosphaerellaceae. Gene Ontology annotation, molecular function: enoyl-CoA hydratase activity. Gene Ontology annotation, cellular component: mitochondrion. The transcript has a single exon. Gene Ontology annotation, biological process: fatty acid beta-oxidation.